AUGACUAGCAAGGAAAGGAUUCUUACAGAGGAUCAGCUGCUUCUUCAGGAUAUUAACACCAGAAACAGCAGAGUCAGGAUGCAGGGCUACGACUCAGACUCGUUAGUUGAGGAUUCAUCAGACGAAGAAGCCAACUCCGGUGACGAAAAAACCGAGAGAACGGGUGAAAAGGCCGACGAUAAUGACGAUAUGUUUGCUUCAGAUACUGAGACGAAACAGACGCGGAAACCCAACACGCUGGAUUUGGACGAGUUUGAAAAGAACCUUGGCGAGGACGUUGAGGUUGAGCUGGCAAACCUUAAAGGGGGCCUAGGCGAUGCAGCAAACACUUCUGAGUCUGAAGAUGAUACCAUAGACAAGUCAGCUAUGUAUGCCUAUUUCAACAAUCCUGAAGAAGAGGUGCGAGAUGUCGAUCGGGCGAAGAUCAAGCGAUCCAGAGGGCCCAAGAUCGAGAAAUUUAAUCUGCAAAAGGAAGCCAAAGAAGGCGUUUUUGAUGAAUCGGGUAAUUUCAUACGAAACAAGAGAAACUCAGACAAAGAAGGCAAUGACGAUGAUGAUGACGAUGAUGACGACGAUGACGAAGAAGAAGCUCUGAAGAAUUCCAAGGACUCGUGGCUCCAAGGUCUCGAUAAGGCUAGCAUUGCCAAGGCGCGUGAAGCUGAAACUCAUAGAAAAGAAGAAAGGGAAAAAAAACUCAAAUCUGAAAGAGAUGCCAUGCUGUCGAUGGACCUCAAGGACGUCUUCGCGGGUCUCAUUGAACUUCUACAGCCCGCCGAAAGUAUUAUGGAAGCUCUUCAACGGCUACAAGGAAGCAGAAAGGUACUUCAGAAGAAGAAUAAGAAGCAGAAGGUCAAAAGUAACCAGGAAGAGCAGUUAAUCAAGAUCAAGAUUCAGACGAUCACUGAUAAUUCCGAGUUUCUCACGAAAAAAGCCUACAGAAACGUGCACGGUCUCACCAGAGAAGAACUUAUGCGUAUGUACUCGCGAGCUGCAGGAAAGCCGUACGAAAAUGGGAAGAAGAGAGGAUAUGACGAGUCAUUUGAUCAAGACGAAGAGGAGGAUGAUCACCCAGAUGAGGCACAUCCUCGAAUUUGGGAGUACAAAUGGCAAGAUAACGAGGAAGUGUACGGUCCGUUCACAACAGAGGAAAUGGCAUACUGGUCUGAGUCCUACUUUGUUGACCAGAAUGUUAUUGCCAGAAAGGUAGGAGAUAACGGCCAGUUUGUAGAUAUCAGUCUUAUCAGCUUUAAGUGA
This is a messenger RNA of Kuraishia capsulata CBS 1993, 1254 nucleotides long. RefSeq lists its product as uncharacterized. The transcript has a single exon. Lineage: Eukaryota; Fungi; Ascomycota; Pichiomycetes; Pichiales; Pichiaceae. The record is from RefSeq and is a predicted model, not a curated record. Gene Ontology annotation, cellular component: U5 snRNP. Bases 1 to 1254 code for a protein of 417 amino acids. Gene Ontology annotation, molecular function: protein binding.